AUGCUUAGAACCUAUAGACAGAUGUCGACGUCGCUAGCGCGCUCGUCCAACAAGUUUGCCUUUUACGAUUUAGUCCUUAGGACCCCUACCCACCCCAGACAGCCUAUCGAGGCCGUGUUGAUGAAGCCCAGAGAGUUGGAGAUGCUUAAGGGCAAGACGAAGACCACAUUUGAGGGCAACUACGCUCUUGAGGAUCUUUCCGCGGAAGAGAGAAUCGCCAAAGUCUUUGGCGGUCGUAUCAAGGGCGAAGAAAGACAAAGCUCCAGUCGUGUGAACGUGGGAGAGCCAAGAAUCAUUGCCGGCGUCACGGUUCCAGACAAGCCCAAAGAGCCCGAUAAUUGCUGCAUGAGUGGCUGCAUUAACUGUGUUUGGGAGUUGUACAACGACGAUGUCAAGGACUGGAACGAUAGAAGAGCGUUGGCCGCUGGCAAGCUCAAGGAGCAGGGUGGUUUAUGGCCUGCGGAUUUCUACCCACCUGUCAAGCUCUUGAAUAAGGAGAAUAUCCCAGAAGAGUUGGCCAAGGCUUCUGACGCCGAAAAGGACUCCGCCGCUGAGGAGGCCUGGGGUGGUGUCCCAGUGGCCAUCAGAGUGUUUGCACAGACAGAGAAGCGUUUGAAGGCCAAGAGGCGUCAACGGUCAGAGGCUGCCUAG
Molecule: messenger RNA, 651 nt
Organism: Candidozyma duobushaemuli
Lineage: Eukaryota; Fungi; Ascomycota; Pichiomycetes; Serinales; Metschnikowiaceae
Exons: 1
Coding region: 1-651 (216 amino acids)
Cellular component (GO): mitochondrion
Source: RefSeq, a predicted model, not a curated record